UCUGUAACGGGCGGGGCGUUGGUCCUUUUCGGCUCCCGUAGUUCCUAGAAGUUUGUCUCCAUUCCAACAAACUGAGAUCUCAGGCUGUUGCUCCUUACCCCGAGAAACACCAGCAUAAAAAAACUCAGCUUCAUCAUGGUGCAGAAAGUCGCAGUGAUCGGGGCCGGCCCCUCUGGUCUCACCAGCAUAAAGGCUUGUCUGGAUGAGGGCAUGGAGCCAACCUGCUUUGAAAGCAGCGAUGACAUGGGGGGGCUCUGGAAGUUCAAGGAAGUCUCUGAGCCAAACAGGGCUAGCAUCUAUCGCUCUUUAACCAUCAAUAUCUGGAAGGAGAUGAUGUGCUACAGCGACUUCCCCAUCCCUGCUGAUUAUCCCAACUACAUGCACCACUCUAAAAUCCUGAAGUACUUCAGGAUGUAUGCAGAUCACUUUAAACUACUGCAGCACAUCCGCUUCCAGACGUCAGUGGAAAAAAGUCACAAAGAGACCAGACUUUCCUCGCACCGGUCAGUGGGAGGUGGUGACGGGGAACAAAGACGGAUUAGAGGAGAGGCAUGUGUUUGAUGCAGUUAUCUGCUGCUCCGGUCAUUACACCUACCCUAACCUGCCUCUCAAAGACUUCCCAG
Messenger RNA from Cyprinodon tularosa, 623 nucleotides. Its product is annotated as flavin-containing monooxygenase 5-like. The transcript is spliced from 4 exons. NCBI's taxonomy places the organism in Eukaryota, Metazoa, Chordata, Actinopteri, Cyprinodontiformes, Cyprinodontidae. Bases 136 to 561 code for a protein of 141 amino acids. Gene Ontology annotation, molecular function: N,N-dimethylaniline monooxygenase activity; NADP binding; flavin adenine dinucleotide binding. The record is from RefSeq and is a predicted model, not a curated record.